UGAAGAACAAGAUGGGCCCGGCCUGGAGCAAACUUAGCCACUUCUUCUUCGCCAACACCGCUCACUUCACUGCCUCUCUCCGCUCAUCACCGCCUCCACGGCGGCGAAAUCCGCCGACAACCGUCGCCUCACUCCCUCUGGUGCUUCGUCUUCACCGUCCACAAAUUCUCUCUAAAUUUAUUUAUACCUGUUCUUCAAUUCGCCGGCUUCCCUAAUAUAUCGGAAUCCCUUUCUCUAUCGAUUUCGACCUCGUUUCUAGGAGUAUAUGAUAGUGUUAUUGAAACGAAAUCGAUUCUUUUGCUAUGGAAGAGAAGGACAGUGGAGUGGUGCUGAAGAAGCUGGUCGAUUCCGUGAGCGAGAUCUCCUCGAUCUCCGGCUUCAGGUGCGUGGUGAGGAAGCAAUGCCGCGAUCUGUCGCGGAGGGUGAAGCUUCUCAUGCCGUUGCUCGAGGAGUUCUUGGAGAUCCGAGAUCAGAUCUCCGAGGAGACACUGAACGGCUUGAUCUUGUUGAAAGGUGCUCUCGAAUCGGCCGUGGAAUUGCUGAAGAUGUGUAACCGCGGCAGCAGUGUAUUGCUUGUUCUGCAAUCAGAAAAAACAAGGAACAAAUUCCUAGAACUGACUGGUCAGUUUGAAGAAGCUCUAAGUUCUAUUUCCUAUGAAAAAGUUGAUAUUCCAGAUGAGCUUAAGGAGCAGGUUGAGCUUAUUCAUGAUCAAUUUAGGAAAGCCAAGGACAGAAUUGAAGCACCUGACUUGCAGCUGUAUGAGGAUCUGCUCUCCCUAUACAACCAGAGCAGUGAUGUGAAUACGGAACCAGGUCUCUUACAUGUAUUAUGUGAAAAAUUAGAGUUAAUGAAUAUUGGACACUUUAAAGAUGAAUCGCUUUCCCUGGAUGAGAUGAUUGCAUCCAGUGGUUCCAAUCUGGAACAAAGCCAAGAGAAAUUGUCAGUGCUAAUGAAAAAGUUAGAAGCUUGUUUGAGAGCCAAAAAUCCAAACAUCAGCAUUCAUAUCUGUGAGAAUUGUUCUGGUGGCGAUCAAGCAUGUGCCCCAGUUAUGCCAGAUGAUUUCCGUUGCCCAAUAUCCCUGGAGUUAAUGAAAGAUCCUGUAAUCAUAUGCACAGGACAGACCUAUGAACGAGCUUCAAUAAAGAGAUGGAUUGAGGCUGGACAUGGAACUUGUCCAAAGACACAGCAGAAACUUUUUAGCACCUCCCUUACACCCAACUAUGCCUUAUCUAGUGUAAUAACACAUUGGUGUGAGACCAAUGGGCUAGAACCACCCAAAAGAUUUGGCAUAUCUCGGCCCUCUGCCUGCUCUGUUGAAGGUGUGGACAUUGAUUCUCUCCUAAGCAAGCUCACAUCUGGCAACAUUGAAGAACAGCGAGCUUCUGCAGGAGAGUUGCGGCUUCUAGCAAGGAAUAAUGGCAAUAAUCGCAUGUUCAUCGCUGAGGCUGGUGCAAUCCCUCUCCUCGUUGGACUCCUCUCAACUCCAGACACCAUCACCCAAGAACAUGCCAUUACUGCUCUCCUGAACCUGUCUAUUUGUGAAGAGGAUAACAAACGAAACAUCGUAUCUUGUCAGGCAGUUCCUGAAAUCCUUCAGGUACUGAAGAAUGGGAGUAUGGAAGCACGGGAAAAUGCAGCAGCCACCAUAUUCAGCCUGGCCGUAUUGGAUGAGUACAAGGUAACAAUUGGUGCCAUGGGUGCAAUCCCAGUAUUGGUGACACUUCUGAGAGAAGGCAGCCAAAGGGGGAAGAAGGACGCUGCAGCAGCUCUUUUCAGCUUGUGCAUAUUCCAGGGCAACAAAGUAAGGGCUAUUAGGUCUGGAUUGGUUCCUCUGCUAAUGUCACUGCUGACAGAACCCCAUAGUGAAAUGGUAGAUGAGGCGUUGGCCAUUGUGGCGAUGCUAGCCAGCCAUUCUGAGGGGAAGGCAGCGAUAGGAAGUUUUGAGGCUGUGCCACUAUUCGUGGAGCUGAUUCGAAGUGGAUCUCCCAAGAGCAAAGAGAAUGCAACCGCAGUGCUGGUGUACCUUUGUGCUGAUCACCGCCAUCUGUCAGAGGCUCAAGGCCUAGACGUGGUUAAUCUACUGCGCGACUUGUCUGAGAAUGGCACGGACAGGGGUAGGCGGAAAGCUGCACAAUUGCUUCAGAUUCUGAGCAACAGGACAGAGCAGCAGCUCGAACAAGCUCGGGCUCAGAUCGACGGACAGACCCAGGCCCAGACCGAGGUUCCCACCUGGUCCUUGCAGUUUACGGUCAUAGCCAGUGUGGAUGCUAGCUGAAAACCUCCUUCCUUGGCUUCUCAUGGCUUUUCUUGGAUCAGCCUAUCACCAAGCAACUCUUCCAUAACAUAUAUGUUGUCUGUGUGCAUAACAUCUUGAGUCAUCGCUCAAAACUACUGGUUAAAGAUGAGUUUUCGUGAGUUUAUAGGAUCAAGUAAACGCAUACAAGAUUUUUGGAGUAAACGACAGAUAUGGGAUUGGGUUGUGAUAGUACGUAUAUAAUAUGUAUAGUAUCCAAUUAGUCUCUACUAAUCAUAAAAGGGACAGUACGCCA
Molecule: messenger RNA, 2550 nt
Organism: Diospyros lotus (date-plum)
Lineage: Eukaryota; Viridiplantae; Streptophyta; Magnoliopsida; Ericales; Ebenaceae
Product: U-box domain-containing protein 13-like
Exons: 5
Coding region: 303-2276 (657 amino acids)
Biological process (GO): cell surface receptor signaling pathway; protein ubiquitination
Cellular component (GO): cytoplasm; nucleus
Molecular function (GO): protein binding; ubiquitin-protein transferase activity
Source: RefSeq, a predicted model, not a curated record